AUGGCUCUCAAACGUAUUCAAAAGGAAUUCAAGGACAUCACCCGUGAUCCUCCUUCUUCAUGCUCUGCUGGACCAGUCGACGACGACACUUUUCACUGGCAAGCGACUAUUCUUGGACCCGAAGACAGCCCUUAUCAAGGUGGAGUGUUUUAUCUUUCGAUACAUUUUCCUACAGACUAUCCUUUCAAACCACCCAAGGUCAAUUUUACGACGAAGAUCUAUCAUCCCAACAUCAACAGCAACGGUAGCAUUUGUUUGGAUAUCCUAAAGGAUCAAUGGUCACCGGCCUUGACAAUAUCAAAAGUGCUGCUCUCUGUGUGCUCACUCCUCACGGAUCCAAAUCCGGAUGAUCCACUUGUACCUGAUCUUGCACACAUUUACAAGACCGAUCGUGCUCGCUACGAAUCCACCGCACGUGAAUGGACAAGAAAAUAUGCCAGUAAGUAG
This is a messenger RNA of Lichtheimia ornata, 447 nucleotides long. Its product is annotated as ubiquitin-conjugating enzyme E2-16 kDa. Gene Ontology annotation, molecular function: ubiquitin conjugating enzyme activity. The transcript is spliced from 6 exons. The record is from RefSeq and is a predicted model, not a curated record. Lineage: Eukaryota; Fungi; Mucoromycota; Mucoromycetes; Mucorales; Lichtheimiaceae. Gene Ontology annotation, biological process: protein polyubiquitination. Gene Ontology annotation, cellular component: nucleus. Bases 1 to 447 code for a protein of 148 amino acids.